UUAAUUUUUGAACGUAAGUUUUUAGAAAAUUGAAUUUGACAUUGACAGCUCGUGAAAAUUCUGUUUAUUUUAUUUAACCAAAACAUUUAACAAUAUUUGUUUAUAUUAUGCUCAUUAACUCUUUAAUGUAAUUGUGAUGUUAUAUAAUAAAUAGUAAGUUAAAAAUGAACUCUGAAAAAAAUCAUGACAUUAAUUCUACGUGUAAUUCAACAUCAACUCCGAAAAGGCGGCGACUGGGGACUAGAAGAAUUUUAAGUGAAGUGAAUAACAAAAAUGAUUUAUUUGCGAACUUUAUACGACCUCAAUCGAAUUAUAAAGGGCUACCUGUUCCUGCAGACUGUUGUGAUUCACCACCAUUGCCUUGCAAUCAAGUAGAAUAUUUAAGUGAUUCAGGAAAUAAUACUAGCGACGAUAUAAAUUGUACAUCCGAUAUCACAGAAUCAUGUUUUGGGCAAGAAAUUGAAACCUUUACACCUCUUUCUCAUAAUGAAAAAAAUCCACAAUGCCUUAACAUACUUAAGGAUGAUGUAUCUGAUGAAAUGUUUUCAUCGAAAUUAGAAGACGAAGUUUGUCAAAACAAUUUAUGUAAUGAAGCAAUAGUAAAAAAACAUUUCAGAGAUGAGAUCACGGAAGGAUUUGAAGCAAUAAAUCAAUCAAUAAGCAUUAUCAAAGAUAUAGACAACUUUUUUGAAGCAAAAGACUCUUUUCUUUUGGAUAUUCCUGAUCACUUUACACAAUCAGAAUCUAAUGGUAAAUCAAAAAAUAGUGAAGUUUUGAAAGAACAUUUUUAUCAAUUACCUAUGAUUGUGAAAGGUCUAUUUAAAACAUAUAGAAGUAUAGAAAAAUUAUAUGAUUGGCAGGAGGAAUGUCUAAACUUAGACGCCAUUCAGAAACGAAACAAUUUGAUUUAUGCAUUGCCAACAAGUGGAGGCAAAACACUUGUGGCGGAAAUUCUAAUGCUACGUGAAGUUAUUAAUAGGAAACACAAUGUGCUCUUUAUUUUGCCAUUUGUUGCUAUUGUACAAGAAAAGAUAUGGUCUUUAUCACCGUUUGCGCUUCAAUUAAAUUUUUUAGUUGAGGAAUAUGCAGCAGGUAAGGGUCACAUACCACCAAAGAAACGCAGAGCAAAGAACAGUAUUUACAUAGCCACAAUUGAGAAAGGUUUAGCUCUAGUAAGAAGUCUUAUAGAGUUGGACAGAUUACAUGAAAUUGGUCUUAUUGUGGUGGAUGAACUCCAUCUGAUAGGCGAGGAAGGUCGCGGCGCCACACUGGAGUCUUUAUUGACAAUUGUUAAGUUUGCGAAUCGUGAUAUCCAAAUAGUAGGCAUGAGUGCGACCAUAGGCAACCUGGAGGAGAUAGCGGAAUUCCUGGAGGCGACGGUGUAUCAGCGGGAGUUCCGGCCAGUGGAGCUGACUGAGUACGUCAAGAUCGGGGACAUGCUGCACAAGAUUGUGUGGGGACCAGCCGGCAUGGAGACUGUGCCCGAGAGGCAGCUUAGUUAUGAUUACACUAGUGCUGCUUCGCGGCUGGACCCGGACCUUCUGGGCGGGCUGGUGGCGGAGGUGGUGCCCGCUGCCGGCUGUCUGCUCUUCUGUCCCACGCAGCACAAUGCUGAGAGCGUCGCCAUGCUGCUCUGUAAGAUGCAGAGGAAGGAGAUGUUGUCUCACCGCGUGGCGGAGCGAGCGGCUCUGGCGCGCGCGCUGGCCGCUGAGGGCGCGGGCUCGCUGGCGGCGGCGGCGCGCUGCGGACUCGCCUACCACCACGCCGGCCUCUCCAGUGAUGAGAGGAGUCUACUCGAAAACGCUUUCAGGAGCGGUGUGAUCUCAGUGCUGUGCUGCACCUCGACACUUGCGGCCGGCGUGAACCUGCCCGCGCGCCGCGUCAUAGUGCGUGCGCCCCGCCUCGGCCGCGCCCCCCUCUCGCUGCCCGCCUACCGCCAGAUGGCGGGCCGCGCCGGCCGGGCGGGGGUCUCCGACGCCGGUGAAAGCAUACUAAUCUGCAGCGAGCAGGAGUGGUCGUGGGUGCGCGGCGUGGUGGGCGGGCGCAUGCCGGGGGCGCGCAGCGUGCUGAGCGGGGCGGUGCCGGCGCUGCUGCUGAGCGGUGCUGCGCUGCGCCUGGCCCCGCGCCGCGCCGCACUCGCUCGCAUGCUGCACCACACCCUGCUCGCCGUCACUCACAGGGACAAUAUAGAUUUGGAGGAGUGCUGCGACGCGGGCAUCAGGUCGCUGGUGCGGGGCGGGGCGCUGGAGGUGCGCGGGGGGCGGGGCGCCGCACACGAUGACACCUGCCACAUCGACGAUGACACCGAGCUGGCGGUCAGCAAGCUCGGCAGGGCCGCCAUUAUUGGGUGCAUGGAGUUGGGCGUGGCGCAGCAGUUCCUGUGCGACCUGGAGGUGGCGGGGCGGGGCGUGGUGCUCGGGGGGGCGCUGCACCUGCUGUACCUGGUGGCGCCGCACGACCCCGCCCUGCGCCCCGACUACAGGCACUACCACAACCUGUACAGCAAGCUGGGGGAGGAGGGGGUGCGCGUGGCGCGGGCGCUGGACAUCACUGACAAGGUCGCCGUCAAAAUGAUGACCGGAAAACCUAUCACUGACGUACCGGAGCAUGUCCUGAACAGGUUCUACGUGGCGAUGAUGCUGUACGACCUGUACCAUCAGAUGCCAUUCCCGGAGGUAGCCGAUAAAUACUGUGUGUCGCGGGGCGCGGUGCAGACUGCGCUGCAGGCGGCGACUGCGCAGAGCUCGUGCUGCGCGCGGCUGUGCGAGGCGCUGUGUGAGGCGGAGGGCGCGGCCGGGGGCGUGGCCAGCGGGGCUGGGGGCGGGGCGAUGUGGGCGUGGCGCGCGCUGCUGGCGGAGCUGGCGCCGCGUCUCCAGCACUGCGCCACGCCGCAGCUGCAGCAGUUCAUGGAGCUGCCUAACGUGCGCAAGGCGCGGGCGAGGCAGCUGUUGCAGGCGGGCUACAAGCGGGUGGAGGACCUGGCUAAGUCCAGCGCGGAGGAGCUGGUGUCCCGCAUCGACCACCUGUCCCGGACCGCCGCCACGCACCUCAUCAGCGCAGCCAGGAUGAUGCUCAUAGAGAAGGUGGAGAAUUUGCGAGCGGAGGCCGAGGAAGUAAUGGACGAGUUGAAGACUAGUUGAGAAUUAAAUAAUUAUUUUUUGUAGUUACU
Messenger RNA from Papilio machaon (common yellow swallowtail), 3169 nucleotides. RefSeq names its product helicase POLQ-like (gene mus301). The transcript has 16 exons. Gene Ontology annotation, molecular function: nucleic acid binding; ATP binding. The record is from RefSeq and is a predicted model, not a curated record. NCBI's taxonomy places the organism in Eukaryota, Metazoa, Arthropoda, Insecta, Lepidoptera, Papilionidae. Bases 165 to 3140 code for a protein of 991 amino acids.